CAGUUGUGAAGAUUUAUACGGUCACCCUGGUACUGAAAGAAUCACUCAGCACUGUUAAACAACACUACGCCAUCUUCGUUCUACAGUUCAAAAAUAGGAUAAUAAAACUCUUUCACCAAAACCAUGUGCCUGGUACCUUUAAUGUUGAGCUGUCUGCUACAAAAGCAGCCCAAGAUGUCAGCAGGACUAUUAUAGAUUUUCAUCUGAUCCACACACAGCACGUAACCAGAUUAAGUGACGUCAUUGAUGGCAACCAUCUCAGUUUGGUGCUGUGGCGCUCCCUAGUGGCUGGAUCCCUCUCAGGGUUUCCUGCAUCUCCGGAAAAAUUCAAGUUUGAACAGUUGAAGUCAGAUGGAAUAUCAUCACAGCCAUCAUCAAUAACAGUGUAUCUGUCUCUUGGUCUGGCAGCACUUGUGCUGCUUCUUAUCGUAUCAAUCAUCUUCAUCAUCCGCAGCAGAAGAUCCAGACAGUAUAAAGGGCAAGUGAAUUUAAUUGGGUACAAAGGGCAAGUGUUUUUAAUCAAGUACAAAGGGCAAAUGAAUUUAAUCGGGUACAAAGGGCAAGUGUUUUUAAUCGAGUACAAAAGCAAGUGAAUUUAAUCGAGUACAAAGAGCAAGCGAAUUUAAUCGGGUACAAAGGGCAAGUGUUUUUAAUCGAGUACAAAGAGCAAGUGAAUUUAAUUGAGUACAAAGGGCAAGUGGUUUUAAUCGGGUACAAAGGGCAAGUGGUUUUAAUCGAGUACAAAGGGCAAGUGGUUUUAAUCGAGUACAAAGGGCAAGUGAAUUUAAUUGGGUACAAAGGGCAAGUGAAUCUAUUCGAGGUCAAAGGGCAAGUGGUUUUAAUCAGAUACAAAGGGCAGGUUUUUUUUUUUUUUUUAUCUAAUACAAAAGGCAAAUGUUUUUAUCUAAUGCAAAAGGAAAGUAUUUCUUUAUCUAAUACAAAGUAGAUAAAGUUUGUUUUGUUUACUGACACCACUAGAGCACAUUUGAUUUAUUAAUCAUAGGCUAUUGGAUGUCAUACAAAUUAGAGAUAUUUUCAAUCUAGUACACGGUCAAAUGCUUUUAAUGUAAUUCAAUCUUUUGACACAUACUUACAUUCACUUAGAGUUCACAUGAAUUUUGGCUCACCAGACGUCUGUACACAUGCCAUUGUGUUGUUUUAUGAUAUUGCACAAAAACAGACACUAGAACCAAUCAUCAAAAUUUGUCUGGUUUUAGUGUCAAGAGAGCACAUCAUGGCCUCCAAUAUUAGAUACCAAUGGUAAAACACCAAGAGUGCUAUGAUCAAAUCAGCCAUGUUUUUUUUCAAUCAAUCCAAGCACUGAACCCAAUAUUUGUCAACUUUUGUAAGGAACAAAUGUAAAAUAGAUUUGUGGGGUACAUCCAUGUAGCAUUUGUGACAUCAUCUCUUUGUUUUUAUAGCUUAUUUCAGUGUGUGAACAACUCUCCUGACCUCGUGUUAAACAUCGUCAACAACCCUGAUGAACAGCUCAGUCAAAGAGGCAGCUGCACUGAAGGUAAGGAACAGAACCGACAAACAAUUACCUGAAAAUCUGAAACUACUUCUGAAAUUAAGGUAUGUAAGGGAAGGUUGGUUUAUUGCGAGUCUAACAUAAAGUUAUUUUAACACUUGGUCUAGAAUAUAAGAGAAAACCCACUACUGCCACCAAGUAGCAACAGGGGAUUUUUUAUAUACACUUUUUCAAUGUAAUAGUGUUUUGCAUAAAUAAAUAAAAGAAAUCGCAAGGCAGUUUUGGAACUUUAAUUUUAUUGAACUAUUUCAGAAAAUCCUUAUGCUGAUGUUGGUGAUAUUGUUCUGCCUUAUGAAGUGACCCACUGGUCAGACCUGAAGGACGAGUCUUUUCGAAGGAACUCUUCAAAACGAGGUCUGAAAGAAUGCAAUCUGGACAGGGCAGCUGCCCAGAAAGCUAUGGAUGUCACCCCGUUAACAUCAGCUCCAGGACAGGAUACCAGAAGUCAUCUUGUAGUAGUUGCUACUGCACCAGCAGAUGACUACCUGCAUCCAGUGGCAUCCAAGAAUGACCUUGAUCAGGUGGAGGUCACCAAAAAGGAUGAUAAGCAACUGCUGAAAAUUGGUGGCAAAGGAGGUCAGAUUAACCUGGCAUUUGAUAAGGAUCUAUACCUCUUGCCCAAAACAGAUGUUGACCACUUAACCAAGUCCAAGGAUUCUCCAAAGAAACAUGUCUAUGUUAAUGAAGGUGUGGAUCGGUCAAGAACCACUAUCACUGUAGAAGAUGGAUACGUACCCUUUCAGCCAGCAGUGCCUAGCUAUGUCAACCAGCCUACACCUUAUGAGAACAAUUUAUCUAGUCUUGACAAACUCACUGCUGGUUCACAAGAGAACACUGGUAUUUCAAAUCAAGAAUCUUCAUCAGCCGGUAUGGUCCACCCUUCCAAUGCAGUUUCUGGUAAAAUGGUGAGAGUGUCAGAUUUUUCAGAAUCUCAAGGCUUUAAAGAAGCCACUAGUGGCACGGCCAUCUCAAAUGAUGAAUACACAGAACCAACUGGUGAUGAGGACCCUCCUCCCGACUACCUGGAAGUAGUGGCCCCAGAGCCUGGUGAUCUGCUGUCAACAGACCCAGCAAGGAGAAAGCUUCCUCCACUUCCACCAAAUGCUGCUCUCUUUGCUCAAAGCAAACAGUAAACUGCCUGGACAGAGGAACUAAUAUUAUUCAGAACUGUUAAUUAAUUUAGAGUUGAAUUAAUUAGUGCAGUGCUUAUAUGAUACUUGAAGGUUGUGUUAGCAAACAGCAGUUAGAAAGGAAUGUUUGUUUAAUAACAUUCCAGCAUGCUGCUUAUCAAGAGUCAUAACAUGGGAUCUUGUGACAUUCCUGGCUGAAAUACUCUUUGAUGGUCAGAGUAAGUGCUCAAGUUGGGUGUGCUUCAUAAUGUGUUAUUGUGAAUAACAUUAAAAUCAUGUCAUAUAUUUGUAGAUUUGUGAGCCAUGGUCUAAAAAUGAGAGUAAAGUUGGUUUUUUGGGGUUUUUUUUAACACCACCACUGAAAGCUAUUGAUAAUUCGGAGUCUUCAGAGGAAAUCAGCUGCAUUUUUUCAUUGGCAGCAAAGACUUUUUUGGGGGCCACAAACAGGACAGAGCAUACCACAGCUUUGAUAUACCAGCUGUGGACACAACAAUCGGCCCUUCAAUGAGGUCCAGUCCUAGGACACGAACAUCUAUUGACAGAGCUAUAAGCUAAGAUCCCCCACCUAGAAUGUGGGAGAAACAACAUGGCUACCGUUACUGUUGAUUAGCAACCAAGGUUCUUUUAUUUGUGCAUUCUUAUGAAUAACAUGGCACAUCCCACAGGUUGAAAAAAAAACCCUCUUCCAGAUUUGUAGGGCAUUGUAGUCCGUCUUUUGAACAUGAUUUACUGUAAUAUAGGAUACACUAAACAAAUUUAUUUUCGUUGGCUGUUUAAUUUCUGUUGCAAGACACAUGGAUAUGAUUGGACUUUACAUUUGUGAGCAGUGUUUCAACCUCAUAUUGAAUUAUUUCGAGAAAUUCGCCUGGUUUAAUUUUGUACAAAAACCACGUUCAUGGGGUAGGUCUACAGGUUUAUAACUUGUUAACAUAUUUUCACUUAAAAGUUUAUAUAAAUACAUAAAAUAAUUUACUAAAGGGCAAGUAUUAUUUUCAAAAGUUUUUCAGAAUUGUGUGAUAUUUUAAAGCAGUUAAUGUUGUUUAAAAAAUCAAGUCAUUUCCAUCUUGUCUUCUUUAUCAAUUUUUUUGUCAUAAAAAGUAUGUUCUAAACAAAAAUAAGGUACUUCAGAUUGUGAUAUAAUUAUUUUUGAUGAACCUGCUUGCACCCUUUUAAGAACACAAACUAGAAGAGUAGACCACAAGACACAUACUGGUGACUGUUGUGAACGAUCAGUUACCAGACCUUACUUGGAGUGAGUGGGUGCACGUCCAUUGCUGCUGACGAAGUGUUAAAUGUUACAAUGGCACGAAAUAAUAACAAAAUAUUAGCAAUAACGUCAUUUUCAUCUGAAAUUAGUAAUUUUGUUAAAAAUUAUUUAUACCGACGUUUAAAUAUAAUGUAAGACGUGGAAUUAAUAUACUAAUGAAAACGAAAACACGACACACAUGAGGCCAAGUAACAGCACAUUGGAUGAGUUCUCGGAAUUUUGUCAUUGUGAUAAAUCUACCGUCUGAUUUAUCACGAAAAUUAACCAAUGGAAAAAAGGCUUAUAUGAAAGUUGUAUUAGAAUUAUUAUUAUAUCAACUUUUUUUUUUUUUUUCAAACAAAAUAAAUUACUUACUGGGCAGUGCCACUCCAUAGUAAUAGGUCUGGUUACAUCCCCCAACCCCCUCAUUUAUUUGUAUUAUCCCAUUUGUUUAAAACAACAUAUUAUUCAAUGUAAAAAGCUGUCCGGGUAUACUUUAUUUAACAUGUCUAUAAUUCUUGUAUAACAAAUGUAGUUUGUAAUUAUAAAAAUAUACUAAAGACAGUUUAUAAACUUCACAAUGUUACAUAUUUGAUAUAUUACACUUCUUCUUCAGCGGCCAAUUUCACAAAACAUUGUUAAGUUUAUGUCUGCGACUAGCAGUUAUACUGGGCAUAUAUUUACAAGUAUUCGACAUCUAUUUCACGAAGA
Molecule: messenger RNA, 4618 nt
Organism: Gigantopelta aegis
Lineage: Eukaryota; Metazoa; Mollusca; Gastropoda; Neomphalida; Peltospiridae
Exons: 4
Coding region: 1930-2664 (244 amino acids)
Source: RefSeq, a predicted model, not a curated record